CAUCUCUCGAUCUGUCAGUCGCGCGGUCAAAUGCGAAACAGAGACUCCACAAGGAAAGGAAGAGAUCGAAGCCGCGGAAAUGGAUGGGAAGCCGAAAGCUGGAGUGUCGAUGACCAGCACGUGGCUGAGGAAGCACCGUCUGAUCUACGCUGGAGCCACCCGACACCCCUUCAUCCUCAGCAUUCGCGACGGCACCGUCGAUCUUUCCGCCUUCAAACGCUGGCUGGGCCAGGACUACAUAUUUGUGAGAGCAUUUGUACCAUUUGUGGCGAGUGUGCUGAUAAAAGCUUGGAAGAAUUCCGAUCACGAAAGCGGCGAUAUCGAAUUGGUACUGAGUGGGGUGGCUGCUCUGAACGAUGAGAUUGAAUGGUUCAAGCAAGAGGCUUCAAAGUGGGGUGUUGAGCUAUCUGGUGUUGUUCCUGAAAAAACAACCCGGGAUUACUGCAGAUUUCUGGAGGAUCUAAUGAGCCCGGAUGUUGAUUACGCUGUGGCCAUGACAGCCUUUUGGGCCAUCGAAGCUGUAUACCAAGAGAGCUUUGCCCAUUGCCUGGAAGAAGGGUCCAAAACCCCACCAGAACUGCAAGAGGCUUGCCAAAGGUGGGGCAAUGAUGGCUUCGGCCAGUACUGCUCCUCUCUCCGAAACAUUGCUGACCGAGAGUUGGAGAAGUCCGCCUCAGACGGUGGGCCUUUAGUGAAGGUUUCAGAAGAUAUGGUCACCAAGGCUGAAGUAGAGUUCCAGCGUGUACUCGAGUAUGAGGUUCAGUUUUGGAACAUGAGCCAUGGGAGUCCUGGACGCUCUGCUCCAUGAACCUAAGCGGAAGCGAUAAAUUAUGGCCUUCACAGCAGGAAAUGAGGCUGAAGUUGGACAAGCAAACAGCUGUUGCCUGUGCUGUGUAAAUAAAACUAAACUUUAGUAAGCACUGUAUAAGACCUUGGAGUAGAGGAGGACAAAAAUAACAUUGCGAAAAACAGACGAACAUGUUUGGUAUAUAUAGAGGGCUUCCUCUUUACCCCACUGCGGUGAACAUGCUGCGGUGAACAUGCGUGGUUUAGCAUUAGCAGCACCCUAGUUUGGCAAGCUCCGCCGCCCGUGGCCCCGUAACACCCGAGGCCACUCUAGCUACCUAUGAUAGAUGUUCAAGAUGAUACAUAAAAUUGGAAGAAAAGUCGUACACAAAGUUUACAAACGCGACAGAUCUCUAUCUUCUAGGAUCUCCACAAUACAGUAUACAAAUUGAAUGUGAUUUGAAGGUAGAAAUGUUUAGGGUUUGAACUGAAAGCUUGAUCAUAUGUCGCGUUUUAGAAAA
Molecule: messenger RNA, 1307 nt
Organism: Malus domestica (apple)
Lineage: Eukaryota; Viridiplantae; Streptophyta; Magnoliopsida; Rosales; Rosaceae
Product: probable bifunctional TENA-E protein
Cellular component (GO): cytosol
Source: RefSeq, a predicted model, not a curated record